AUGCCUCCACCGGCGCCCACGGCGCAGGCUGGGGCUGGGCGAGAUGCGCCUCUCGAAGAGUCCCCGCCGCCAAAUUCAGCCACACUCACAAUCCCUCAUGUGAGCAUUCCAUUGCUCCCCCCCGGUUACCCACUGCCGACCUCUACGGAAGACAUGGAGGCGUCUACAGCUGUGUACUUCCGCGAGGGUCGCAACCCUUACGGAAAGCGACGCCGCUCUACGCUCGUGAAUGAGCCGUCCGCGUCGGCAUUUUCCACCGUGUUGGAAAUCGUGAGUGCCGAGGAGGACGUCCAUGCAGCCGUGGACGGUACCGAUAGAGGUAGCUUCGCCCGCAGCGCCCCACAAUCGCAGUCCACUGCGGCGGGGGACGCUGUCACAGCGCAGUACCUUGCGCAGCUCUUCGACGAACCGGCAAGGUGUGAGCAGGACGUGUACCGCCUCGUCGAUGUGGCGUACUGCCGGCGUCUCCUUGUGCAGGAAGCGGAGGCGUUCAAGAUGGCCGUCUCGUCGCAGCCGCCAACAGGAUCAUCGUUGGAGGGCACCGAAGCCGCCAUAGCAAUGGCGAAGAGAGUUCACGAGUUCAACUCAUGCCUGACAGCCGGCCAGCAUCGGCGCUACCGCGGUUUUGUGCUUGAGUGGCUUCGACACCAGCCCUCCCCGUCCGCUCCGCCGAACUCCGCGGAGGUGUUGAAGGUGGUGCAGCAGGAGCAACGACUGUUUCUCGAAGCGUUGCGGCGAGAGGCGUUGUGCCAGGUGGUGCGACUCUCCUCUGGCCAUCAUACAACAACCUACGCGUGCCUGGACAGAGCGCUGACUAGCUUUGCGCAGUAUCGUCGCCUACACCAGAUGCAGAAGCGACUCAUCUCCUUCCUCGAUGAUGCAAAGGCGAAAGAGAGCAAAGGGCUGCUGCUGUCGGGUAGCGCUCCGGCGGCGAGUUCUUCAGCAGCGUCAGGCGCCGUCGAAGAGGAUGCACGCAGCAGGGACGUCGCUCACAGUCCCGCCGGUGAUCUGCAGCAAAGCGUGUCACACGGGGCGACACCGCUGCAGGUGUUUCAGCGACGUUUUCCGAGUCUACGCGUCCUUCAGUGGCACCUGAUUAAACUGUACAACGCCCAGCAGAAUGGCGUCGCCACCCCUUUCCCGAAUCUGCAGGUUCGCAGCUUCGCAGCGCCCUCAGGUGCUGCCGCUGGCGGUCGCCCGCACAACCGCCACUCGGAGUCAGACGGCACCGUCAAGGCUUAUUCCUCGGCAGCUGCAGCAGGGCACCCGUCUGCGGUUACGCUGGUGCCCGCAUCGGCGUCCCUGUUGCUAACUUCUCUGCCCCAGCACAGACAAGUCGACGGUGAUGAGCCAGACGCAAGGGAUGGCGGUAGAUUGUCCGACGACGGCGACAGCGAGAGGACAACGUCCUCUGCGGUUCCUGCCUUUUCUUCCCACCUGUUUACCGAUGCUGCUGCUGCGAGCCUGACGCCGCUGUCCACGGCAGCACUACGCACGUACGUUGCCCAUCACCUCCUCCCACGCCUUGGCUGGCAAGUGUCGAAGUAUCAAGGUAAGGAUGGAGAAGCAAGUGUUGACGAUGAAGGCAGCACCGCCGUUGUCGCGUCUGUGUCGCUCUCCAUAACCUUUGAGGCGAUGCUCAAGCUGUUCGUUGCGCACGUCGACACCGAGGAGCCCCGCACAUCCUUUCGGAUUCCUAUCUGUGUUCAUGUGAGGCGCAAGGCUGACUCGAGCCACACUGACAACGCCACGUCCGCUCGUGGGGUGUACCACGCGCACGUGGCGGUUGGCUCUGCGGUGCCGAAUGUGACGGAGAGUCGACAAAGCAUUCAGCUGGCCGCCGCGGAGUAUCUGCUCUGCCAAGCCGCUAGCCGCGAAGGGUCAAGGGGCGAAGCGGUCACGCCCAGCGAGGCCCGACAUCUCCCAAGAACCCCCACGGCAGCAGAAACGGCCCCUCCUGCUGCCGCCACAGUUCACCUUUCGCGCAGUACUGCCAUGCCGCGAGACAUCAAAACAAGACAGGCGACUGCGCAGUCGCUGACGUGCGGGACGGGUGGCAAUGCCAUCAACGCGUCUGUAGAAAACUUAUUGGAGCAGCAGGAACCUGCCUCUGACACCGUUCUUCCUCUUGUAUUUCGCGUUGCAGCGCCUGUUACCGCCGCUGUCUCGACGGCACCUGGCAACGAGACUCUUCAAGUAGCCUCACCGAUGGUGAUCAUGGCGAAGAUGGAGCACCUCAAUGUCACUUCCGCGGCUGCGCCCCACGAUCGGUCGCCGUCAUUGGCAGCGUCACCAUCCACCGUUGACUCUGAGUGUGUCGUUUCGUCGCUAACGGAGACGGCGACCCCGUGUCGCUGGCUGCUCGAGAUGCUGUCCCCUCGGGAAAUGCUGCAGCUGGACUUGCUGUUCGCGUGCUUUCCCAGCGCGACGGUGCAUCUGCACCGCGUGCAGUUAUCGCAGAAGAGCGAGGGGGACAAGUCCGUGGAGCAGCGCGGCAAGUGCGAGGAGGAGCGCCUUUCCAUGGAGGUGUUGGCUGUCGAGCAGUUGACACCCCAGACAUGGUGUUUAAGCCGUCGGGAUUUGCAGAAGCGGCCCGCAGAGUCGCUCAUCACGACCCCGUCGCCGGCUGAGGUGCUCGCUACCCACACGUGGGACCUGCUCUACGACACACUCGCCUGGCUGCUCGACACCACAACUCGCCGCGUAGCCUACGCGCUCGAGUCCGAGGAGGGCCGCGGAGAGGCCUCCGACGAGGGCACCACCGACGCUACGGAGGAGCGCUACAUGUACUUGAUCCUGAGCAACCACGCCAACCUGGUAAACACGUCAGCAAGCACCAAGCUGUACACAAAGAAGAGGCCCGAGAACGCACCAGAGCCCGCAGACACCACCGUUAUCACCUCCAGCUACACGGAGAGCCGUUUUGCCGUGCGCUAUAUAGUGCAGGACGCAGCAGAAAUAUACCCCAAUUAUGAGCCCAAGGUUCCCAUCGCCUUUGAGGUCGCGAAUAUGCGUUUUCUCGAGAAAGACGCGCAGACCGGCAGCGACGAGGACGGUGAGGGUGACAUCAAGUCAACGAGAGAGAAGGAUGUGAGCAAGGUGGCGUCCCGGCUUUACCGGGAUCCCCACACGUGGAAUGGAGAGACGAUCCCUUUUACGUUUCCGAGGACGCCGGCACCCGCUCUAGCACCAACGUGA
This is a messenger RNA of Leishmania mexicana MHOM/GT/2001/U1103, 3198 nucleotides long. RefSeq lists its product as hypothetical. The transcript has a single exon. Bases 1 to 3198 code for a protein of 1065 amino acids. The record is from RefSeq and is a predicted model, not a curated record. Lineage: Eukaryota; Euglenozoa; Kinetoplastea; Trypanosomatida; Trypanosomatidae.